This is a messenger RNA of Adelges cooleyi (spruce gall adelgid), 1472 nucleotides long. RefSeq lists its product as uncharacterized. Lineage: Eukaryota; Metazoa; Arthropoda; Insecta; Hemiptera; Adelgidae. The transcript is spliced from 8 exons. Bases 520 to 1419 code for a protein of 299 amino acids. The record is from RefSeq and is a predicted model, not a curated record.
CUUAAAACUAGGGAUUUUAGAUUUGUGUCCUUUCUCACAACGUCCGAUUUGUAUAUUUUUUUGUAGAUAAAUAUAAUUUAUAAGUACCUUUAUAUAUUUUUAAUGAUUAUUUAUGACUUACAUCCGGUAUUGUAUUUGGUUCGGGAAGGUGAAUGCCGCCGAUUUCUAUGAAAUUGGGUGGCAUUGGUCUGGCCGGUUCGACGAUGAAAUGGCUGUUUGCAAACACCAAGGACGGCUUGACCGGUUCUAUAUAGUCGUACGGUCUAGGGUUGGACUUCGUGGCUCUUGUUUCAAAAUACCACAACAUAAUUCUGCUGUAUUUGUAGGUGAGAAAGUUGAGCAACCGUUGAUGGAAUGUCUUUGGGUAGCCGAAUGACAACAUGAAAUUUGACACACACGCAGGGUUUGGAUCUUCACCCAGAAACGACGCCUCCAAUUUUUUACAUGAAACGACAAGUAUACCUCACAAUUAUUCGUUUUGUCGCUCAGUUGAAGUUCAGUUCAUAGUUGUUAGAUACAAUGGUCUUCAAAUUCACUAUUUUGAUACUGUCUUGUGUCAUGGUUGAUAAUUGUCUAUCGGAUCUAUCCGAUAAAGAAGUUAUAGAAAACGCUUUUAAUUUAGCUUAUGACUAUUUCGAUUUGAAACAACUCGCUGGCGGUUUUGUAACACACAAAAAAUAUCUCAAACAGUUCGAUUUUUUUAUUUUUAUGGGCAAACACGACGAUUUGCAAUGUAUAAAAAAUUAUUGGGUAGCGAGACCGGAUCUACCAAAAAGCAAAAUUCAGAUAGAUUUGAAGGAGUUUACGGAAGUUGUGUAUUGUAUUUGCAAAGCACGACAUUUUGUAGUAAAAAAGUUCGUUGAUGAAAUGGUAGCAGCAGCUGAGGUUGUAAAAGAGGCUUUUGUAUUCGUUUAUCAAUACUACAACGUUGAAACAAGACAUGCUACUCAGUCCGAUAUUUUAAAUUUUUUGGGUAAUGAUGACAAAACUGUACAUUGUGUAAAUGAAUAUUGGACAGUGAAUUUAGUUUCGCAAAAAAAACAAGAUAUGAUAUAUUUGGAGCAAUUUGCGGGCAUUGUGUAUCGGAUUUGCGCCGAACGACAACUAGCUGUAAACAAAUUCCUUGAAGACAGGAUAGCAGCAGCUAAGCUUAUAAGAGACGCUUACCGUCUCGCUUAUGCCCGUUAUGACACUAGGGAUGGUGAUGAUCGUCUUAGUCGGUCCGAUCUUUUAGAUUUUGUGGGUAAAGACGACGGUAAUUCAACAUGUGUAAAUGACAAUUGGCCAGCGGAAUCAGCUCCACAAGAAACAGAUUCGACAGAAUUUAAGAAGUUCACGAACGUUGUGUAUUGUGUUUGCUCAAUACAAAAAGUUGAUCUAGUGGACUUCCUUCGCGGCCGAAUGGAAAUAUUAGAUUAAAAAACCACUAAACAAUCUGUGUAAGCAAUAUGAUAUCCGUUUUGUUUCAUUUA